UCAAAUAUGGAGCACAUAAGUGAUCCUACAGAUAUGAGGGAGGCCAAUAUGAAAGAAAAGAAAUUGGAUAAAUUGACGUUGUGGUAUCGGGGAGUUAGUUAUAGUCUUGAAGAGGCACAACGCCAGGAGCACAUAUUGGCAGCAGUUGAGCCAAGUCAGAGUGUGAAAAAGCUCACCGUUGAGGGAUACAGAGGUACCAAAUUUCCAAAGUGGCUUCUUGGUGUUGCACAUUUUCUACCCAAUUUAGUGUCUUUAUCUCUAUCGAGUUGCUUCUACUGUGUGAGCUUGCCACCCUUUGGGCAACUACCUUCCCUCCAUAAACUUGAGAUUCAAGGAUUUGUUGGAAUAAAGGUGAUAAGUGAAGAGUUCUAUGGGAAUGGCUCCUUAAUUGCUCAACCAUUUCCUUCCCUCUUAUAUUUAAUGUUUUUGGAUAUGAGAGAAUGGGAAGAAUGGGAUGUAUGUUAUGAAGGUGAAGGUUUCCCAUGCCUUGAAGAACUUUAUAUAUAUGAUUGUCCUAGACUGACAAAGUCUCUGCCUCAACAUCUUCCUUGUUUGAAAAAACUAGACAUUUCGGGAUGUGGGAAUUUGGAGGCCACUCUUCCCAAGUCCUCUUCCAUGGAAAUGCUAUCUUUAAGUAAUUGUAGGAAGAUAUCAGUGAAAGACAUACCCACAUGGAGCAUCUGAUUGGGGUUUGCAUGAGUUGUUGUCUUUGAAACAACUUACUAUUAGUGAUGACGUCAUGGAGUGGUUCCCUGAAGAAGAGAGAUUGUUGCCGCCCAAUCUCCAAUCUCUGUCAUUCGAUUAUUGUACCAAUUUGAGAAGAAUAAACCAUAGGGGUCUUGUGCACCUCCAUUCUCUCACUUCC
This is a messenger RNA of Neltuma alba, 865 nucleotides long. Its product is annotated as putative disease resistance RPP13-like protein 1. Bases 7 to 684 code for a protein of 225 amino acids. Lineage: Eukaryota; Viridiplantae; Streptophyta; Magnoliopsida; Fabales; Fabaceae. The transcript has 2 exons. The record is from RefSeq and is a predicted model, not a curated record.